AUGAGCGACGACGGGUCACCCCCAGAUCCGGUGCUCGAAGUCCCUCCACCAACUGAAAUCAAGGUAUUGGAGACAGCCGAUGACAUCCAGAACAGAAGAACGGAAGUCCUCACUCAUUAUGGCCAAUUUAAAGACUUUGCGAAACUGAAGAGAGACCGACUGGAAGAGGCCAGACAGUUCCAAUACUUUAAGAGAGAUGCCGAUGAAUUGGAAGUGUGGAUCUUGGAGAAGUUGCAGACUGCUUCAGAAGAAUCAUUUAGAGAUCCAACCAAUCUUCAGGUAACAUUGAACUCUUCGUCUUCUUACAGUCUUUUAGGCUAAAAUCCAAAAGCAUGAAGCUUUUGUGGCCGAAGUGGAAGCACAUUCGAAUGCCAUCAAGAACUUGGAUAAGACUGGAAACGACAUGAUUGCUCAUGGUCAUUAUGAAAAGGAAACCAUCAGAGUAAGAAAAUCUUGUCUUGAGGCUGUUUCAGCUGAUCAUAAAUAAUCUUCCCGAUUACAGAAGAGACUCGAUCGUCUUCAUGAGCUUUGGGACCAACUGUUCUUUAAGCUCAAUGACAAAGGAAUCAAAUUGCAACAAGCCUUGAAACUUUUACAAUUCAUCAGACAAUGCGAUGAAAUGCUCUACUGGAUAAGAGAUAAGGAAACGUUUGUCAAUUCGAAUGAUUUUGGAACUGAUCUCGAGCACGUGGAAGUCAUGCAAAGAAAAUUUGAAGAAUUCCUUAAAGAACUGGAGAACCAUCAAUACAGAAUCACAGAGAUAAAUCAGGCAGCCGAUGAUCUCGUCCAUGAAGGCCAUCCGGAGCAAAGUCAGAUCUACGACAAAAGAGAUGAAGUCAUCAAGGCUUGGCACAAUCUCGGAACUUUGACUGCUAACAGGUAAGCAGACCUUUGUUGUUUAGCUCACAUUCAUGCUUUUUAGACGCGAAGGACUCUUCGGUGCGCAACAAAUCCAAAGAUUCAACAGAGAUGUCGACGAGACAUUGGGAUGGAUUGCUGAGAAGGAGGCUGUCUUGGCCAGUGAUGACUAUGGCAGGGACCUGAACAAUGUACAAGCUCUUCAGAGGAAGCAUGAAGGAACGGAGAGAGAUCUAGCAGCUCUGGAAUCAAAGGUGAGAAUUGGUUUCAUAAACUCAAUCAAAAAAGUAAAUGUUGCGUAUAUAAGUAUGGCAAUUUCAGAUGGAGAAAGUCGCAGCCGAAGCGGAACGUCUGGCACAAUUGUAUCCGGAUAAAGCUAAUGACAUCGAACAAAAACUUCAAGAGGCCCAAUCCAGAUGGGAUGCACUUAAAUUGAAAGCCCAUGAAAGAAAACGAAACCUUGACAAGUCUUAUAAUUUACACCGAUUCUUGGCUGAUUACCGUGAAUUAAUUGACUGGAUCCGAGGAAUGAAAACUUUGAUCUCAUCCAGUGAGUUGGCCAAGGAUGUGGCCGGUGCUGAAGCCCUGCUAGAGAACCAUCAGGAACAUAAAGGAGAAAUCGAUGCCCGUGCCGACAGCUUCGCUCAAACCUCUGAAUCUGGCCAAAGACUUCUUAACGAAGGACUGACUGAUAAGAGUGAUCAAGUCCGAGAUUAUUUGAAGACUCUGGCCUCUGAACAAUCCGAAUUGGAGAAACUCUGGGAAGAACGCAGAAUUCUCUACGAACAAUGCAUGGAUCUCCAACUCUUCUAUAGAGAUACAGCUCAAGCCGAAAAUUGGAUGACAAAACAAGAAGCUUUCUUGGCCAAUCAAGAUCUGGGGGAUUCGCUUGACAGUGUUGAAAGUCUUUUGAAGAAACACGAGGAUUUCGAGAAAUCAUUGGCCGCUCAAGAAGAGAAGAUUCGGGCAUUGGAUGAAUUUGCUACAAAGCUCAUUGAAGGCCAACAUUACUCUUCGGAUGAUGUUGCUAAGAGGAGACAAUCCCUUCUCGACAGAAGAACUCAACUUAUCCAUAGAGCCAAUGAAAGAAGAGCGCGUUUGGAGGAAUCUUUCAAACUUCAAUCAUUCGAUCGAGACUGCGAUGAAAUGCUCAGCUGGAUCAAUGAGAAGUUGAAGACUGCCAAAGACGAGAGUUACCUAGACCCCACCAAUAUUCGCGGAAAACUCCAGAAGCACGCCAACUUCGAACAAGAACUUCGUGCAAACAGAAAUCGGCUGGAUGAAUUGAAGGCCGAAGGUCAACGACUAGUCGAUGGAGGCCAUUAUGCAAGUGAUCACGUCAACAACAGACUCUCUGAAGUCGACAAUCUUUGGGCCGACUUGGUUGAUGCCACUCAACGCAAGGGAAUUAAGCUAAAUGAAGCCCAUGAAGAGCAGCAAUUUAAUAGGAACAUUGAAGAUGUCGAGAUCUGGCUCAGUGAACUGGAAGGGCAGCUUCAGAGCGAAGAUUUUGGAAAAGAUCUCAUCAGCGUCCAGAAUCUGCAGAAAAAGCUAUCUUUGCUUGAAAACGAUUACAAUGCCCACAACGACCGAAUUGAGAACAUUAAACGACAAGCUGAAGAAUUUGCCCAGAGCGAACAUUUCAACGCUCCAAUCAUCGUGAGGAAACAGGAACAGUUAAACCUUCGAUUCGAUCAGUUAAGCGAGCCCUUGACCAAGAGAAAGAAGAAGCUGGAUGACUCUCUUGAAGGGAACAAACUGUUCCGUGACAUCGAAGACGAGUUGGCCUGGAUAAGAGAGAAGGAGCAAAUCGCCGCCAGUACCAACCGAGGUCGUGAUCUGGUUGGUGUCCAAAACCUUAUAAAGAAACAAGCUGCUUUAAUCGCCGAAAUAAACAACCACGAACCUCAGAUGGAAUCCGUGGCUCAAGCCGCGGAGGAUAUGAUCAACAGCGGUCAUUUCUUAGCUGUCGAUAUUCGUGACAAGUUGGCCCAACUGAGAGACAAUUGGAGAAACCUCAAGAACAAGGCCGAGAAACGACGCCAAGAUCUGGAUGACUCUUGCCAAGCCCAUCAAUACCUGGCCGAUGCUACUGAAGCUGAAUCGAGAAUGCGAGAAAAGGAGCCGGUCGUCGGAUCUACCGAUUAUGGCAAGGACGAAGACAGCGCUGAGUCCCUCUUGAAGAAGCACCGUGCUCUCAUGUCAGAUCUUGAAGCCUUUUAUUCAACCAUUGAGAACCUCCGACAAGAAGCCGGUAAAUGCAAAUAUCAAGAACAACCAGGCGGUCAAUUGGGCAAAGAAUGCGUCGUAGCUCUCUACGAUUACACAGAGAAAUCACCCCGCGAAGUCUCCAUGAAGAAAGGAGACAUCCUAACCUUGUUGAACUCGACGAACAAGGACUGGUGGAAAGUGGAAGUCAACGAUCGUCAAGGCUUUGUUCCCGCUUCUUAUGUGAAGAAGAUCGAGCCAGGAUCGCAGCAUCAUCACCAAGCUUUGGCACAACAGCCGCCGAAUACAAUUAAUGCCAAACAACAACAAAUUGAAGAUCAAUAUCAGCGACUCCUUCAACUCGGAGAACAGAGAAAGAGAAAGUUAGAAGAAGCCUGCAAAGGUUACCAACUUUUACGAGAAGCUAAUGAUUUGGCUGAUUGGAUUCGAUCCAGAGAAACUGUUGCCUCCCAACAAGAGAUCGGUACGGAUCUUGAACAAGUUGAGGUUCUUCAGAAGAAGUUCGAUGACUUUAAGGGAGACAUGAAAGCAAAUGAGAUCAGACUCAACGAAAUGAACCAGAUCGCCACUGCUCUGAUUAAUAUCGGGCAAACCGAAACUGCCGUUAAGAUUCGUCAACAAAUUGAUGACUUGAAUCAACGCUGGAAAGCUCUUGAACAGAAGGCAGAACAGAGAGAGCAGCAACUUGACUCGGCUCAUGAGGUUCAACGGUUCCACCGUGACAUUGACGAGACUAAGGACUGGAUCCAGGAGAAGAACGAAGCUCUCGAUUCGGAUGACUUCGGCCGUGAUCUCCGCUCAGUCCAAGCUCUUCAACGGAAGCAUGAUGGUGUUGAGAGAGACUUGGCGGCACUUGGAGACAAGAUCAAGACACUUGAUGAGAAAGCCAACAAGCUCAGACAAACUCAUCCCGAAGCUGCGGAGCAAAUUUACGACCUCCAACGGCAAAUCAACGAGCAAUGGAAUCAUCUCACCCAGAAGGCAAAUUCCAGAAAAGACAAACUUCUUGACAGCUACGAUUACCAACGAUUUCUUAGCAAUUACCGCGACCUCAUGCAGUUUAUCGCCGGUAUGCGUCAAUUAGUUUCCUCAGACGAGUUGGCGAAUGAUGUGACGGGGGCUGAAGCGCUGCUGGAGAGACAUCAAGAUUACCGUACUGAGAUUGACGCCCGCGCCCCAAGUGUGCAAGCUUUCCAACAGUUUGGUAAGCAACUGAUGGACAACAAGCAUUAUGCCACGGAUGACAUCAGACAGAGAAUCGAGGACAUUGAACAAGCUCGUCAAGAUUUGGAACAAGCGUGGGUCAACCGAAGAAAGGUGCUCGACCAAUGCCUUGAACUUCAACUAUUCUACCGUGAAUGCGAACAAGCUGACACGUGGAUGACAGCCCGUGAACAGUUCUUGAAUGCCGAUGAUGGCACUGACAACGUGGAGUCGUUGAUAAAGAAGCACGAAGACUUCGACAAGGCCAUCGCGUCUCAGCAGGAGAAGAUUAAUGGUCUUCGUGAGUUCGCCAAGGAAUUGGCUUCAGGCGAUCACUAUGAUAAGGGCGUAAGUUAAAAGGACUUUUUUCGUAAUCAAAUCAUUCAGGCAAUUGACAAGAAGCAGGCCGAGAUCCUGGAUCGUUGGGAAGGUCUCAAAGGGGCCCUAAUUGAGAAGAGAUCCAAACUCGGAGAGUCGCAAACACUCCAACAAUUCAGUCGAGAUGCCGAGGAAGUCGAGAACUGGAUUGCCGAGAAAUAUCAGAUCGCACAGGAAGAGAGUUACCGCGAUCCAACCAAGAUACAACAAAAGUAUCAGAAACAACAGGCAUUCGAAGCAGAGCUUACUGCCAACGCUGAUAGGAUUGCCGUUCUUCUGAAUGCCGGUGAAAACCUCAUUACCAAUGCCAAAUGUGGAGGUGGUGAAGUCGCUGUAUCCGACAAACUAAAAUCAAUGAAAGAACAAUGGGAUCUUCUGAUGAAAACGACCACAGAGAAGAGUUAUCGGUUGAAGGAGGCCAACAAACAGAAGAGCUUCAUGGCUGCCGUCAAGGAUCUUGAGUUCUGGUUGGGUGAGGUUGAGACUCUCUUAGCUUCAGACGACUAUGGCCGUGAUCUUGGAUCCAUCGAGAAUCUCCUGAAGAAACACCAGUUGCUCGAGGCUGAUAUCGCCGCUCAUGUUGAUCGACUCCAUGAAAUGGAUCAACAGGCUGAUUCCCUUCUUGUUUCCGAGCAAUUUGACAAUGCCCAGAUCAACGAACGUCGUAACGCCAUUAAGGAUCGUUAUGAUGAGGUUAAGAUAAAGGCCGCUGAACGCCGCGAGAAGCUGAAUAAAGCUAUCAAUGUCCACCAAUUCCUUCGCGAUAUCGACGAAGAAGAGAGCUGGAUCAAGGAGAAGAAACUCUUGGUCAGCAGUGAUGACUAUGGCCAUGAUUUGGCUGGGGUUCAAAACCUUCGUAGAAAGCAUCGCCGAUUAGAUAAUGAAUUGGCAACCCAUGAACAAGUUGUUCAGAAUGUAAAGUCCAAAGGAAUCGAACUCUUGGAAGCCACCGACAUUGGAGGUCCCGAAAUCAGGCAAAGAAUGCUGGCAUUGGAAGACAGCUGGAAACAGAUCGUUGACCUGACGACGGACCGUGACCAGAAACUCAACGAAUCUGAAGCUUUCCAAAACUUCAUCGGAAAGGUCGAAGAAGAGAGAGCAUGGCUAAACGAAAAGCAGCAGAUUCUCAGCGGUCCCAACUUCGGAGAAAACAUGGCUGCUGUACAAGGCCUUCUGAAGAAACAUGACACCUUCGACACAGAUCUCGAGACUCAUCAAAAAAGAAUUGAUGACAUUGCUGUCCUAGGAAAAGAUCUGAUAAACCAAAAGAACCAUCAUGGACCUGAGAUUGAACAACGAGUGCAGCAACUCCGUCGCGACCUUGAUAAUGUUCGUUCAUUGGCCAAGGAGAGACGAAUUAAGCUUCAAGACAACAGUGCUUACCUCCAGUUCAUGUGGAAGUGCGACGUGGUAGAGAGUUGGAUUGCCGAGAAAGAAGCCCAUGUCAGAUCCGAGGAUUACGGUAGAGAUCUCUCGUCCGUUCAACUUCUUCUCACUAAGCAAGAGGCUUUUGAUGCCGGAUUGAAUGCUUUCCAACAAGAAGGUAUCCAGAGAAUCACCGAGCUCAAGGACCAGUUAGUGGCGGGUGAUCACAAACAGACCCCUGAGAUCGAACGUCGUCAUAAAAACGUUAUCCAAAGAUGGCAACAUCUUCUGGCGAACUCCGUUAACCGAAGAAAGAGACUUAUGGAUACCCAAGCCGAAUACAAGAAGGUAGAGGAGCUCUUUUUGAGCUUCGCCAAGAAGGCCUCCGCUUUCAAUUCGUGGUUUGAAAACGCAGAAGAGGAUCUAACUGAUCCCGUUAGAUGUAACUCGUUGGAUGAGAUAAGAACCCUUCGAGAAGCUCAUGCCGAAUUCCAGAAGUCUUUAGUGUCAGCGGAGAAAGACUUUAGACAACUUCAAGAGCUUGAUCGCCAAAUUAAGACCUACAAUGUUGGCCCUAACCCUUACACUUGGUUUACCAUGGAAGCUUUGGAAGAUACGUGGAGGAACCUACAGAAAAUUAUCCAAGAACGUGAUGCCGAACUGGUUAAGGAGCAUAUUCGGCAAGAACAGAAUGACAAACUGCGACAAGAGUUUGCUCAGAUCGCCAACAGUUUCUACCAGUGGUUGGCCAACACUAGAUCCGAGAUGUUGGAGACUCAUGGAUCUCUAGAACAACAACUGGACAUGCUCAAGCGAAAGACCCAAGAGAUCAAAGGCCAGAGAGAUCACCUCUCUCAGAUCGAGCAAUUGGGUGCCGCCCUCGAGGAAAGGCUAAUCCUUAACAAUCGCUAUACAGAACAUUCUACUGUGGGCCUUGCACAGGCUUGGGAUCAGAUCGAUCAGUUGGCGAUGAGAAUGCAACACAGUCUGGAGCAACAGAUCCAGGCCCGAAACCACUCCGGAGUCAGCGAAAAGGCACUUCGAGACUUCUCCAUGAUGUUCAUGCACUUCGACAAGGUAUGGAAACGACAUACAUCAAAUGAAACGUUUUUAGGACAAAACUGGCCGUCUGGAUCAUCAAAGUUUCAAAUCUUGCUACCGAUCUCUUGGUUACGAUCUUCCUACUGUGGAUGAAGGCCAGAAUGAACCGGAGUUCCAGAGAAUCUUGGAUAUUGUAGACCCCAACAGGUAAGAGAUCUCUCCAACAAAAACGUUCUCUUCUAGGGAUGGAUAUAUUACUCUGCAAGAAUACAUGAGCUUCAUGAUCAACAAAGAAACCGAGAACGUUAACUCUAGUGAGGAUAUCGAGCGUGCCUUCAGGGCUUUGAGUCGCGAGAUGCGCCCAUAUGUCACCGCCGAAGAACUAUACGCUGUAAGUGGAGAGUCUUUCUUAUGUUUAAAAUCCCAAUACCAAAAUACGUCCUAUUUACAGAAUCUGACGCCAACACAAGCGGAUUACUGUCUCCGUCGAAUGAAACCUUACGUCGAAGCGGGAACGAACCGAACCAUCCAAGGGGCCCUAGAUUACGAAACCUUUGUCCACGAAAUGUUCCAAAGCUAA
Messenger RNA from Bursaphelenchus xylophilus (pine wood nematode), 7654 nucleotides. The record is from the annotation of a GenBank genome assembly. NCBI's taxonomy places the organism in Eukaryota, Metazoa, Nematoda, Chromadorea, Rhabditida, Aphelenchoididae.